AUGGGGGAGGCAAUACCCAAGGGAGUGAAAGAUAUGUGGGACAAAUGGAACAUCCGUGGCCUUGUGAUAUACAGUCUUCUUCUUCAGGCAAUCCUUGUUCUUCUCUCACCAAAUCGAAAACGAUCACCGAGGAGACUUUUUCGACUUCUCCUCUGGUCGGCUUACCUUUUGGCCAACUGGGCAGCUGAUUAUGCCGUGGCACAGAUCUCAGAUAGCUCAGGAGACGACCCUGAACCCAACGAGUCACCAAAUACCAACGAUCUCUUAGCUUUCUGGGCAACAUUCCUUCUCUUGCACCUUGGUGGUCCUGACACCAUCACAGCUCUUGCUCUGGAGGAUAAUGAGCUCUGGCUCAGGAGUUUGUUCGGUCUUGUGUGCCAAUUCCUUGCUACUCUCUACGUGUUCAUGCUAUCAAUACCCAACAGCCUCUUCGUACCAACAUCCCUCAUGCUUGUGGCUGGAGUCAUCAAAUAUGUUGAGAGGAUAAGAGCGAUGCGUGGAGCAAGUCUUGAAAGGUUCAAGGAUUUGAUGCUUGGGUAG
Microthlaspi erraticum is the source of this 540-nucleotide messenger RNA. Lineage: Eukaryota; Viridiplantae; Streptophyta; Magnoliopsida; Brassicales; Brassicaceae. The record is from the annotation of a GenBank genome assembly.